ACCUGACUGACUCAACUGAAUGACCCAAAACCUGAGCCCCAAACAAAAGUAGACUAAAUUAAGCUACUUGUUAAACUUAAAUAAACCUGUGUAACUGUAGCGGUAAUUGAACCGACUGAAUGUCAGGAAACGGGUUAAUAUCGAGUAUCCGGCGGAUAAUAAGCGCGGAGGAGCGGCUGAGGACCGUCACUCCGAGUCCGUUUGAUCAUCUUCGCCAGCAGAUGGAUGAUGUGCUGGGAGACGGAGGGAUCCUGAAAGAGGUGGUUCAACCAGGAGAGGGCCCGCCUGUACCCGAAAAUGCCUCCAUAUUGAUCCAUUACUCUGGUUUCCUGGAGUAUUCUGACCGGCCUUUUGAAACCACCACAAACCUGAAGUACCCCUGCAUGAUGAAGUUAGGGAGAGAUGUGACGCUGGCCGGACUGGAGCUGGGUCUGCUGACUAUGCAGAAAGGAGAGUUCUCUCGCUUCCUCUUCCAGCCGCAGUACGCGUACGGAGACAUGGGCUGUCCUCCGCUCAUUCCUGCUGCUGCCGUCGUCCUGUACGAAGUUCAUAUCCUGGACUUCCUCGACUCGGGACAAGUGGACAACUUCGUAGCUCUGUGUCCGGAGGAGCAGAACACGGUUCCUCUGUCUACGCUUCUUGAAGUUGUCAACACGCUCCGCAGCUUUGGCAACCGUUGCUUCAACCAGAGCCGCUACGACAACGCCAAAGAUCGCUAUAAACAGGCGACGGUGCUGCUGGGAAACAGGGAGACGCUGAGCGAUGCAGAGACGGAGAGGAUCAAGACUGCGCUGCUUCCUCUCUAUCUGAACCUGUCGCUCACUGAGCUCCGUCUCGACAGCCCCAACAAAGCCCUGAAAUACGGCAACAAAGCCCUGCGGAUCGACUCUGCCAACACAAAGGCUCUUUUCCGCUGCGGACAGGCGUAUCUGGAGCUGCACGAGUACGAGAGCGCGCAGGAUUGCCUCAUAGCUGCUCAAGCAAGGAAGCCGUUUGACAGCGACAUCAACAACCUGCUGAGGAAAGUGGCGACAUGCUAUAAAGAGAGUUUGGACAAACAGAAAGACUUAUACUCCAAGAUGUUCAGAGGCAUGAGAGGAAAGUGAAGACUUUAAAAAGAUGAUGGUGUGAAGAGCAAAUUUAAAGGCUCAUUUUCUCUCCAGUUCUGCAAAUUCUGACAGUAAAACCUUUUUGUGUUUCUGUGUAUGUUACAAAAGUAAUAAUGUUGCACAAAUUUAUCAUUCAUUUCCAUUAAAAUUAAUUAGAAGUUCUUUAAAAUUCUUAAGGUGUUUGUUAAAAACGUUAACUCAACACUUGCGUUUUUCUGUUUGAAAAUAUGUUUUGCACAAUCGGCUCAAAUGACUAAAUAUUAAUCUUAUAAUGGUUAUUAUGGUUCAUGAAUACUGUGUUCGCGGGGUGUUAAAGAUUCACACGGGGUUUGAUGUCUGUUGAGGUGGAAUGAUGAAAAAACAAAAUUCAAUAAAAUCUUUUUCACAUCUAUAAUAUUUUGUU
This is a messenger RNA of Plectropomus leopardus (leopard coralgrouper), 1512 nucleotides long. RefSeq names its product FKBP prolyl isomerase 6 (gene fkbp6). Lineage: Eukaryota; Metazoa; Chordata; Actinopteri; Perciformes; Serranidae. Gene Ontology annotation, molecular function: peptidyl-prolyl cis-trans isomerase activity; Hsp90 protein binding. Gene Ontology annotation, cellular component: cytoplasm. The record is from RefSeq and is a predicted model, not a curated record. Gene Ontology annotation, biological process: spermatogenesis; piRNA processing.